Microtus oregoni (creeping vole) is the source of this 2354-nucleotide messenger RNA. RefSeq names its product tyrosinase related protein 1 (gene Tyrp1). The record is from RefSeq and is a predicted model, not a curated record. Gene Ontology annotation, cellular component: melanosome. The transcript has 7 exons. The coding region runs from base 1 to 1614 and encodes 537 amino acids. Lineage: Eukaryota; Metazoa; Chordata; Mammalia; Rodentia; Cricetidae. Gene Ontology annotation, molecular function: oxidoreductase activity. Gene Ontology annotation, biological process: melanosome organization; melanocyte differentiation.
AUGAAAUCUUACGAAGUCCUCCCCCUGGCUUCUAUCUUCCUCUCCCUGAUGCUUUUUCAUCAAACCUGGGCUCAGUUUCCACGAGAGUGUACCAGUGUUGAGGCUCUGAGAAGUAGAGAGUGUUGCCCAGACCUGUCUCCUUCCUCUGGACCUGGGACUGACCCCUGUGGCUCAUCGGCAGGAAGGGGAAGGUGUGAGUCUGUGACCGCAGACUCCCGGCCUCACAGCCCCCAUUACCCCCACGAUGGCAAAGAUGACCGAGAGGGCUGGCCUCUUAAGUUCUUCAAUAGGACAUGUCAGUGCAACGGCAAUUUCUCAGGACACAACUGUGGGACCUGCCGUCCUGGGUGGAGAGGAGCUGCAUGCGACCAGAAAACUCUCGUAGUCAGGAGAAAUCUUCUUGACUUAAGUGCAGAAGAAAGGAGCCACUUUGUGAGAGCCUUGGAUAUGGCAAAGCGCACAACGCAUCCUCAAUUUGUCAUUGCCACAAGGAGGUCAGAAGACAUACUGGGACCAGAUGGCAACACACCACAGUUCGAGAACAUUUCCAUCUACAACUACUUUGUUUGGACACACUAUUAUUCUGUCAAAAAAACCUUCCUUGGGGUAGGGCAGGAAAGCUUUGGCGAUGUGGAUUUCUCUCAUGAAGGACCAGCUUUUCUCACAUGGCACAGGUACCAUCUGCUGCAGCUGGAGAGAGACAUGCAGGAGAUGCUGCAGGAGCCUUCUUUCUCCCUUCCUUAUUGGAAUUUUGCAACUGGGAAAAAUGUCUGCGAUAUUUGCACCGAUGACUUAAUGGGAUCCAGAAGCAGCCUUGAUUCUACUCUUAUAAACCCCAGCUCUGUCUUUUCUCAAUGGAGAGUGGUCUGCGAGUCCUUAGAAGAUUACGACACCCUGGGAACACUUUGCAACAGCACUGAGGGUGGGCCCAUCAGGAGAAACCCAGCUGGGAACGUGGGGAGACCAGCAGUGCAGCGUCUUCCUGCGCCACAGGAUGUCACCCAGUGUUUGGAGGUUGGCGUGUUUGACACACCUCCUUUUUAUUCCAAUUCUACAAACAGUUUUCGAAACACAGUGGAAGGUUACAGUGAUCCCACCGGGAAAUAUGACCCUGCUGUCCGAAGCCUUCACAACCUGGCCCACCUCUUCCUGAACGGAACAGGAGGACAAACCCAUCUGUCUCCCAAUGAUCCGAUUUUUGUCCUCCUGCAUACUUUCACUGAUGCAGUCUUUGACGAAUGGCUGAGGCGGUAUAACGCCGAUAUUUCUAUCUUCCCAUUGGAAAAUGCUCCCAUUGGACAUAACAGGCAAUAUAACAUGGUACCAUUCUGGCCUCCAGUUACCAACACAGAGAUGUUUGUUACUGCUUCAGACAACCUGGGAUAUGCCUAUGAAGUUCAAUGGCCAGGUCAGGAGUUCACUAUUUCUGAAAUCAUUACGAUUGCUGUAGUGGCUGGACUGUUACUUGUGGCUGUCAUCUUUAUGGGAGUUUCCUGUCUGAUCCGUUCUAGAAGGACCAAGAAUGAAGCCAAUCAGCCUCUUCUCACUGAUCACUACCAACGCUAUGCUGAGGAAUACGAGGAGCUCCCAAAUCCUAAUCAGUCCAUGGUCUGAUAGCCGCCUGUCCGCUAACGCAGGAGGAACGCACACAACCUGAUUGAAGCACAGUGAUCACCCACUUUUCAUUUUGCUCCCUUUCUUUCUUACAUAGAUGUGUGUCGGAAUUAAAGCAUUGCCUUUUGGGGAUGAGAAUUCAGAAUCUUUUCAAUGGGUUCUAAUCAUUGGCUCUGUUUAAGAUGGCAUAUUGUACCAGCUCCAUAUUAUCUAAGGGGAUAAUGUGAUGAGCUUUCUUGUAUUCUAAAGAUUGCCUAAGGGCUGUGAAUAAGCAAUGCUUUGUGUGCACCGAAAAAUAAGAUGUAAAAAUCUCUACUUCAUUGUGUAAGUGGCCAUUCUUAUGUUGUCAGCAUGUGAGUGCAUUGCUAUUUUGAUACUGGUCAACAGAGAUAAAGACAGCCAUGUUGAUUGGUUAAAUUGCAUUACUUUGUAAGCAAAUAGGAUCCUGAUUAGCUUUCUGAAACUGCUCUUGUUUUGAUGACAGCAUAUAUUAUUUGGGCUCAGGUGCAAGGUCACAACAAAGUCACAAUUCUUGUCACACUUUGUAAAAACAAAAGCUGCACCUUGCUGGAACACAGCUUUUACUGCCUGUUUGCCACUGUGUUCCCACCGCCCCUGUCACAGCUCACCUCCCAAUUCUAGUAUCUAGGAAGUCUGCAGAGAAGGAUUAAGACAAAGGACACUGUGUUGUGGAUAACAUCAAAUGUAUUCAUUUCACUUCAGCAGCAUUCUCUUACCGC